Molecule: messenger RNA, 1351 nt
Organism: Arabidopsis thaliana (thale cress)
Lineage: Eukaryota; Viridiplantae; Streptophyta; Magnoliopsida; Brassicales; Brassicaceae
Product: SNARE associated Golgi protein family
Exons: 4
Coding region: 251-1069 (272 amino acids)
Cellular component (GO): membrane
Source: RefSeq, marked reviewed
AAUUUCUAAUUUCUUCUUCUUCUUCUUCGUACGUUAAUUAAAAUCUGAAGAAACAAAAUCGUGAAAUCGAUCUCUUUAAGCAUCAUCUAGGGUUCAUCACUGAAAUCAAAAAUGCAAUUAAAUCUCUACAAAAUCUCUCAGAUCUAAUCCCAGAUCGUUGUUGGUUUCUUCUCCGUAAACCAAUCCCACAUAUGAAUUAAAGAUUCGAUCUCGAAAUCGUUGGCUUUUGUUGUUGUUGCAUUCUUCGGUGAUGGCUCCGACUCGGAUUCUAACCAGAGACGAAGAGCUUGGUGUUAUUUCAGACGAUGAUGAUUCUCCAUCGGGUAAAAGAUCUAAACUUGAUCGCUUCCCUCUUAGCCGUUGGGAACUCGCCGUUUCUCUCGGUGUCUUCCUCGUCUUCUCCUCUGGACUCUGUUGUAUCUACAUGACCAUGCCUGCUGCUGAAUUUGGCAAACUCAAACUUCCAAGAAGCCUCGCUGAUCUCCGUUUGCUCAAAGAUAAUCUAGCAAAUUAUGCGAAUGAGUAUCCGGCGCAGUUUGUUUUAGGGUAUUGUGCAACGUACAUUUUUAUGCAGACCUUUAUGAUUCCAGGGACUAUCUUCAUGUCACUAUUAGCUGGAGCUCUCUUUGGAGUAUUCAAAGGUGUUGUCUUGGUUGUUUUCAAUGCAACAGCAGGAGCUACCUCGUGUUUCUUUUUGUCGAAAUUGAUUGGUCGGCCGUUGAUUACUUGGCUAUGGCCUGACAAAUUAAGAUUCUUUCAAGCAGAGAUUAGUAAGCGUAGAGAUAAGCUUCUGAACUAUAUGUUGUUUCUGAGGAUAACACCAACUCUGCCAAAUCUUUUUAUCAAUCUUGCAUCUCCUAUAGUCGAUGUACCUUUCCAUGUCUUCUUUUUGGCGACAUUGAUUGGUCUCAUUCCUGCAGCUUAUAUAACUGUCAGAGCUGGCCUUGCUAUUGGAGAUCUCAAAUCGGUGAAAGAUCUGUAUGAUUUCAAGACAUUGUCAGUGCUUUUCCUCAUCGGGUUUAUCUCUAUUCUUCCAACGAUACUGAAAAGAAAGAAGAUUGUUGAAUAGCCAGGGAGAAGCAUCUUUACAAUACACAUGGCCUAACAUUCAAUGCCAUACAGAGAACAAGAAUACACUUAACUUGUUUAGAGGACACAACAGAACAAAACUUCUGAUUCGUUUACUUGUCACUUGUCGUAACGAUUCGUUGAUAGUUUUUUUGUUGUCAUAUUUUCUUACUAUUUGGCAAGUAGAGGUUGAGAAGAAAUUACAGAAAUAAUACAAUUUUUUGUACAAGACGAGAGACCAUGAAAUAUUUUGGUUCUAGAUUUAUUAUGAUCGUUUCUUUUC